This is a messenger RNA of Nannospalax galili (Upper Galilee mountains blind mole rat), 2078 nucleotides long. It is a transcript of the gene Emid1, whose product is annotated as EMI domain containing 1. Gene Ontology annotation, molecular function: protein binding. The record is from RefSeq and is a predicted model, not a curated record. Lineage: Eukaryota; Metazoa; Chordata; Mammalia; Rodentia; Spalacidae. The coding region runs from base 37 to 1458 and encodes 473 amino acids. The transcript is spliced from 16 exons.
GCGGGCGGGGACGGCGCGGGCGGCGCGGGACGCAGCAUGGGCGGCCAACGGGCCUGGGCGCUGCUCUGCCUUGGGCUCCUGCUCCCGGGAGGCGGUGCCGCGUGGAGCGUCCAGAGCUCCCGGUUCUCCGGACGCAGCAAAUCACCCUGGGCUCAUGACCCCAGACUGAGGCAGGCCCUAGGACUUCUGAGCACCUGGAAUGUCCUGCCACUGCAGAGGAACUGGUGCUCAUAUGUGGUGACCCGUACUGUCUCAUGCCAUGUACAGAAUGGAACCUACCUCCAGCGAGUGCUGCAGAACUGCCCGUGGCCCAUGAGCUGCCCCGGGAACAGCUACAGAACUGUGGUAAGGCCCAUGUACAAAGUGAUAUACAAGACAGUGACUGCCCGUGAAUGGAGGUGUUGCCCUGGACAUUCAGGGGUGACCUGUGAGGAAGGCUCCUCUGGCUUUGUGGAGCCUUCAUGGUCAGGCAGCACCAUGCAGCGGAUGGCACUUCGGCCUGCAGCCUUCUCAGGUUGUUUCAACUGCAGCAAAGUGUCUGAGCUGACAGAGAGGCUGAAGGCGCUGGAGGCCAAGGUGGCUGUGCUGAGUGUCACAGAGCAGACAGUCUCCCCGAUUCCAGCUACCCCUGAAGACCCUGCCCCACUCUGGGGUUCCCCAGCUACCCAGAGCAGUCCCAGAGAUGGAGGCUUGCAGGACAGAGUCCAUACUUGGGGGCUGCCUGGGCCUGCUGGCCCCAAGGGAGACACUGGCAGCCGGGGCCCAGCAGGGAUGAGAGGCCCACCAGGUCCACAAGGCCCCCCAGGGAGCCCUGGCCAAACUGGAGCUGCAGGCACCCCUGGAAAGAUGGGACCUCCAGGCCCUCCAGGGCCUCCUGGUCCUCCAGGUCCCCCAACCCCUGUUGGGCCACCCUAUGCCCGGAUCUCCCAGCAUGGGGAUCCAUUACUGUCCAACACCUUCACUGAGACCAACAGCCACUGGCCCCAAGGACCCACUGGGCCUCCAGGCCCUCCAGGUCCCCCAGGGCCCAUGGGUCCCCCUGGACUUCCUGGACCCACAGGUGCCCCUGGGAGUCCUGGAAACAUGGGUCCCCCAGGCCCUUCUGGACCCAAAGGAAUCCCUGGCCGCCCAGGAGAGAAAGGCGAGAGAGGACUGCCUGGAGAACCUGGUCCACAAGGUUUUAUGGGGCAGCAGGGAGAACCUGGCCCCAAAGGAGACCCUGGUGAGAAGAGCCAAUGGGCUCCUAGCUUACAGAGCUUCCUGCAGCAGCAGGCCCAGCUGGAGCUCCUGGCCAGACGGGUCACCCUGCUAGAAGCCAUCAUCUGGCCAGAACCAGAGCUGGGGUCUGGAGCAGACCCUGGUGGCACGGGCACCCCUAGCCUCCUUCGGGGCAAGAGGGGAGGACACACAACCAACUAUCGGAUUGUGGCCCCCAGGAGACACAAUGAGAAGGGCUGAGGGUGGUAGUGACCGUUGUUCAGGAUUUCAUACCGGGCUUCCCUCCCUAGCCUAGACUUGGCCAACUGCCUCGGGGACUGCCAAUUCAUAUUUAUUAACGUCCUCAGGGACCCCUCUGCCAUCUAGGCCUUAGGGGUAGGCAGGUCUUUGUCAUAGCAGCCUGUACAUUUCAGACUGAGCAGGGACUAGGGCCUGAGAGGAAGCAGUAAGACCUCUUUGGAGCUGGCCUAGUUCCCUCUGAGAAAUGGAAUGAAAAGGCCUUGACUGCAGGAACAAGGUACAAGGUUUUCUUCAUCUUCUCAGCUCUUCAAAGCAGGGAGCUGGCAGUCUGCCUGGCCCUCAGGACAUGUGGGGAUGGGGUCGUUAGUCUCUUGGUCCCCUCCUUCCAAACCUUGGGGAGUCCUCGUGUUUUCUGGUGCUGGGUUCCUACCCGAGUACAGGCUGCUUAGAUCCUGACUGAAUAUUGGUGCUCCUUACCUUAGUUCUACCCCAAGUACCAGUUCCUCCCCAGUGUCCCAUGUAUGGAUGAGAUGUACAAAAGUGGAACUCUGACUCCAAGUGCCUGUUGCAGAUGCCAAGAAUUGUUAUGUACUGGACAAUAAAGGCCCCCUUCCUGCCCA